This is a messenger RNA of Chondrus crispus (carragheen), 3744 nucleotides long. RefSeq lists its product as hypothetical. The record is from RefSeq and is a predicted model, not a curated record. Bases 1 to 3744 code for a protein of 1247 amino acids. Gene Ontology annotation, biological process: phospholipid translocation. The transcript has a single exon. Gene Ontology annotation, molecular function: ATP binding; ATP hydrolysis activity; magnesium ion binding. Gene Ontology annotation, cellular component: plasma membrane. Lineage: Eukaryota; Rhodophyta; Florideophyceae; Gigartinales; Gigartinaceae.
AUGCAGAAAAUCGAUCUUGCUGCCCCCCAGUCAAUCCUCUCCCCUGCGAUUGCUGACCCCGCGAAAAUCACCCCAAACAGCCACAACCCCCGCGCCACUUUACCUUAUCCUUGCGUCCCCGCAACUGACCCACCUUCUCUGCCCCCUGGCACCCUUCUUUCCCUUCCGCAGCCCCCACCCUUUUCCCCCAUGGCCUCGCCCUCGUCGCCCUCGUCGCCCUCGGCCUCCAUCGGCUCGGCCCCGGACCCGGAUCACCCUGACAAUGCCCGUCCGCGUUCGCGCUCCUUCUUCCAACGCCGGACCUCCGUCCGCGAGGCCGACGAAGCCGAUGCGGGGGGCAAGGGCGCCCGCCUCAUUCGCCUCAACGACUUCAAAGCGAAUGCCGAGCGCGCUUUCAUCUCCAACCAGCUUCGUACCGCAAAGUACACCCCCUUCAACAUGAUCCCCAAGGCCCUCUACGAACAAUUCAAACGCGUCUCCAAUUUCUACUUCCUUGUCAUUGCCUGUAUCUCCUUCAUUCCUAACAUCUCCCCAAGCACCCCACUUGCAAGCGUCCUCCCCCUUUUCGUCGUUGUCGGCUUCGGUUUUGCGAGAGACAUCUUCGAGGACAUCAAGCGCGCAAACGAUGAUCGUCGCCAAAACAGCGAGGAAAGGCUUAUCAUGGCCCGCGUCCCGGAAAGCAUCGAGACGAAGAAGCAGCUCUCCUUGGUCACAUCAGAGACUGCCCAUACGCUGCAAGCCGCCCAUCUGGAGCCUGACUUGCAUCGCACUGUCGCUUCAAGAGACAUUGCCGUUGGUGACAUCGUUCUCGUGCGCAAAGGAGAGGUUUUUCCGUGCGACCUCGUCCUCUUGCAUUCCGCUUUAGAAGGCGGUAUUGCCUAUGUGUCUACAGCAAACUUGGAUGGUGAGUCCAAUCUAAAGCGCGUCAUCGUCGCCUCAGCUACCGCUGAGAUCGAACAUGCUUCUCAGCUUCCUGCCGUCAAUGGCAAGAUCAGAGCUCAAAGCCCUUCCACUGCUCUGCACGAGUUUGAAGCCUCCAUUGAACUCAGCGGCGAGGGCCCCGUCCCGCUCGGCCCGUCGUCGUUGCUGCUCAGAGGAAGUAUCUUGAGAAACACCGAGUACAUUUAUGGUAUUGCUGUGUACACUGGAUUUGAUACUAAAGUUGCACUAAACAUGCGCAACCCCCCAAGCAAAAUGGGUUCCGUUGAGCGCAAACUUAACUGGGUCGUCCUUAUGUUGUUUAUUGCCCUCGCUACCCUCGUCAUCACAGGCGCAAUUGUCGCUGGAGUCUUACAAAACAGGGAUGGUGCCGGCCAGUGGUACAUGGGGGAGAAUGCUUUGACAUCUGGUGGCAAAGUCACCUCCCAAAGCCUGGGCACGUUUCUCAUUUUGUUUUCUACCUUUAUCCCGGUUUCGCUUUUCGUGACCUUAGAAUUUAUUCGGGUUCUCCAAGCACUAUUCAUGUCUGCUGAUUUCCGGAUGAGAACUGGACGGCAGAAGGUCUUGGCAAGAGCGACCAAUCUGAAUGAAAUGCUCGGCGAGGUCGAGCACGUCCUCAGCGACAAAACGGGCACGCUCACAGAGAACAUAAUGCGUUACAUCGCCUGCUCGGCUGGCGGACAGUUGUACAAUAUUCUCAAGAAGAAAAGAGCCAUGCAUCGCGCUGUCAAAGAUGGUGUCGAGCCUGUGAAGCAACUUUUGCUAGUAAUGGCUCUCUGUCACAGCGUCGUGCCAGAACCCAAGGAUGAGACGCAGUCUGACAACUCCUCUGGAGACUCAGGCAGAAAGAAGAGUAAGAAACGCACUAAUCCGGAUCUGGGGGACAAGACGGCUGUGCUAGAUGGAAACAGCUCAGAAGAGGCACUUCCAGAAUAUCAAGGUCAGAGUCCGGAUGAGGUUGCAUUAGUUACAUCGGCGAGAGAAUACGGGAUCACUCUUAUGACGCGAACCCUUGACACACUCGUUAUUGAUCGCUUUGGAACGAAAGAAACUUACACGACUUUGGCGGAACUGGAGUUCAAUUCAGACCGCAAGAGAAUGAGCAUGAUUCUCAGGUGUCCUGACGGGAAAAUUAAAAUGUUCACCAAGGGUGCUGAUACGAUCAUGCUGAAGUUGCUAAACAAAGACGCGAACAUAGAAUUGAUUCAGAAUCAUAUUGACGAGUUUGCGAAGGAAGGUCUACGAACACUUGUGUUUGCAAUGAAAGAUUUGGAGGAGAAGGACUUCCAAACUUGGUUUGAACGGUUCCAAGAGGCGCAAAAUUCUUUGGAGGACAGGGAAGGGAAGACUUCAAAGAUUAGCGCUGAACUCGAGGAGGAUUUGAUGUAUGUCGCCACGACUGCUGUAGAGGAUAAGUUGCAAGACAAAGUGCCCGAGACGAUCAAGUUUCUGCGCGAAGCAGGGAUUAAACUGUGGGUGUUGACUGGUGACAAGAGAGAAACGGCUGAAAACAUUGGAUAUUCAGCGAACUUGCUUGAUAGGAACAUGGAAGUGGUGCAUAUUGCAGGAAGCUCAUCCGCGGAGGUGCAAAGACAACUUAAUGACACUCUCGACCGUCAUGUGUUGGAUGCGCAAACUCCACAGCGACGGGCGAGCUUCAGCGCAAUAGCUGAGUUGCCUCGUCGGCUGUCCAUGCGUCAGAAGAAAAAAGUGGAAGAAAAAGAGCUUGGUGUGAUCAUUGACGGGGCUUCUCUGCACCACGCGAUUGAGGAUCAUUCAGAUGUAUUCAUGGCGUUGUCCGAUCAUACGAAGGUUGUGAUCUGCUGUCGUGUGACGCCGCUACAGAAGGCACUAGUGGUACGAUUAGUGCGGGAAAAGAGAAAAGCGAUGACUUUGGCUAUUGGAGAUGGUGGAAACGACGUGUCGAUGAUCCAAGAAGCGCACAUUGGUGUGGGUAUAUUUGGAAAGGAAGGAACUCAGGCGGCGCGAACGGCAGAUUAUGCGAUGGGUGAAUUUAAACAUCUACUGAGACUGACUGCGGUGCAUGGGCACUAUUCUGGAGUGCGUACUGCGGGAAUGAUCAACUUGAGUUUUUACAAGAAUAUUUUCUUUACAAUGACACAGGUGUUCUUCCAGGCUUUCUGCUUUGUUUCCGGAACGACGUUCAACAACCAAUGGAUUUCAUCUGGGUUCAACGUUGUAGUGACAUCAGCUUCUCCCUUCCUGUACGGGAUUUUCGAGAGAGAUUUGGACGAGGAAACUAUUCUGCGAUUCCCGUCGGUGUACGCGACGAACCGGGACAAGCAGCUGUUUUCGAUUCGAACGGUGCUCGAGUACACGAUGCUGUACGGUCUGUGGCAUGCAGUGAUUGUAUUUUUCGGGGUGUACUUGAUCUUUGGAUACUUGUCGAUUGGAUUCCGAGAUGGACUUGACAGCGGAAUGGUGUUGACAGGGUUUGUGAACUCGACGCUAGCGAUGUUGAUGGUACUGUUCAAGAUACUGUUGGACUCUCACACGCUCAACUGGAUUGUGUUGUUGCUGAUGGUGCUUUCUGUGGGUGUGUACAUACUGGUGAUCCCGCUGGCGAUCAACGUUGCAAAGGACUACUCGCUGGAAGGGCAACUUGAAAUGCUGUUUUCUUCGCCCUUAAUGUACCUGACGGUGUUUGUGAUUGUAGUGGCGUCAUUCUUCUUGGACUUUGUGGUGCUGACGGCGCGGCAGCUUUUGUUCCCCAACAUUGUUGAUCGACUGCGGUGUUGGGAACAGGACGAACGGCGCCUGUCCAAGGCGUCGAAAGAAUCAUAG